AUGACAACUCAGCUGGUAUGGACCAACUGUUGUAACAUUUUUUUGUAAAAUUAUUUGUUUUGUUUCAAGACCAUAUUUUUCCGUUCCGAUUUUGGUACUAAUCAUCUAGAAUAAUGGUUAAGUUGUAUUUUGUUGCAGUAAUUUAUAAGCACGAUAGAGGUUCAACUAUUCUUAAAUCAUGUGCAGAUUUAACUUCAUUUGGAUAUUUUCAGAAGAAAAGCGUUGGUGAAUUCAUGAAGUUUACCUCUAAAAUGAUUGUGGAAAGAUCCGAAAGAGCUUCUCGGUCAUCUAUAAAAGAGCAAGAAUACUUGUGCCAUGCAUAUGUGAGAGCUGACAAUUUAGCUUCUGUUAUCAUAUCUGACCAAGAUUACCCCAAUAGAGUCGCUCAUACUUUGUUGAGUAAAAUUCUCGAAGAUUUUUCUGUUGCUAUUCCAAGUCAACGAUGGGCCAGUGCUGCGGAAGAUUCCGUCACUUUUAAUGCUCUAGACAUCUAUCUCGUGAAAUACCAGAAUCCUCAGGAAGCUGAUGCUAUGACAAAACUUCAAAGAGAUCUUGACGAAACCAAAAUUAUUCUUCACGAAACUAUCUCAUCGCUUCUUCAAAGAGGAGAGAAAUUGGAUGAUCUUGUGGCUAAAUCAGACGAUUUGAGCGCCCAAUCAAAAGUAUUCUUCAAAACUGCCCGAAAGACCAAUCAAUGUUGUCAAUAUUACCCAUAAAUUAAGUUUCCUCGCUUGUUGCUAGAUUUACCAUUAAGAAAGAUUUCCCACUUCUCGUUCUUCAUCUACUGCUCUUUUUAUCUUUCUGUGUGAACCUAUCAAAACCAAUUUACUCAAAUCUUUUUCUAUUUAAACAUAAAAUCAUACUAUCUGUUCAGAGAUAUCUAAGAAAAGCGUAUUUUAGCAUACAUUAUGGUUAAUCCUGUUGAAAUAAUCAUUCUUCUCGUCUUAAUUGUGUACAAAAGAGAAGAACGGAAAGAUGAAUCGACCAAUAUUUCAGCUUAUCCUAAGGCUAGUGGUUUAAGUGUACCAGUAUUUGCCUUAUUUUAGGUCGAUAUCAUCUGAAUUAGUUAUUCACCUUUAUUAAUUCCCUCUUUUACGAAUUUUCCCUUGUUACCAUUCCUGUAUGCUCAAUAUGUGAUUUUUCAUUACAAUGAUUUGGAAUAGUAACCAAAAAUCAAAUUAUACAUCAUGAGCAUUGAGACUUGGAGACAUUCAAGUCUGAUUUUAAUCACUUUAAAUAUAACCAACUGUGAUUUACUGAUUCA
Tetranychus urticae (two-spotted spider mite) is the source of this 1264-nucleotide messenger RNA. RefSeq names its product YKT6 v-SNARE homolog (gene Ykt6). Gene Ontology annotation, biological process: endoplasmic reticulum to Golgi vesicle-mediated transport. Gene Ontology annotation, cellular component: Golgi apparatus. NCBI's taxonomy places the organism in Eukaryota, Metazoa, Arthropoda, Arachnida, Trombidiformes, Tetranychidae. The record is from RefSeq and is a predicted model, not a curated record. Gene Ontology annotation, molecular function: SNAP receptor activity.